This is a messenger RNA of Lachancea thermotolerans CBS 6340, 975 nucleotides long. RefSeq names its product Rab geranylgeranyltransferase BET2 (gene BET2). Gene Ontology annotation, biological process: protein geranylgeranylation. The record is from RefSeq and is a predicted model, not a curated record. NCBI's taxonomy places the organism in Eukaryota, Fungi, Ascomycota, Saccharomycetes, Saccharomycetales, Saccharomycetaceae. The transcript has a single exon. Gene Ontology annotation, cellular component: Rab-protein geranylgeranyltransferase complex. Bases 1 to 975 code for a protein of 324 amino acids. Gene Ontology annotation, molecular function: Rab geranylgeranyltransferase activity.
AUGGCGGACUUGAAACUGAACAAAGAAAGCCAUGUUAGCUACAUUAAGUCACUAGAUUCUAAGCGACAAGAUUAUGAAUACUGGCUGUCGGAACACCUUCGCUUGAACGGUGUGUACUGGGGCUUGACUGCCUUGUGCCUCUUGGACGCCAAGAAUACAUUCAAUAAACAGGAGAUUAUUGAGUUUGUAAGAAGUUGCUGGGACGCCAAGACCGGUGGAUUCAGCGCCUUUCCUGGGCAUGAUGCACAUAUCCACACUACACUCUCAGGUAUUCAGAUUCUGGCCACUUAUAACGCACUGGACGAGGUCUUAGAGGGUGAAGCACUGAAACAGUGCAUCUCUUUUAUUAAAGACAACCAGCUGCCCGACGGAUCUUUUCAAGGUGACCGAUUCGGAGAGGUGGAUGCUCGAUUUGUGUAUUCGGCACUGAACGCGCUGUCAAUUCUAGGGGAGUUGACUCCAGAAGUGGUGGACCCCGCCGUAGCUUUCAUCAAGCGUUGUUACAACUUCGAUGGUGGGUUUGGGCUAUGUCCAGGAGCUGAGAGCCAUGCGGCCAUGGCAUUCACUUGCAUCGGAGCGCUGGCUAUUGUUGGAAAGCUGGGCGAACUUUCCGCGGACCAGUUUGAGAAUAUCGGAUGGUGGUUGUGCGAGCGGCAGGUGCCGGAAGGAGGCCUCAACGGGCGUCCCAGCAAACAACCGGAUGUGUGCUACAGUUGGUGGGUCCUUUCAUCGCUGGCUAUCAUCGGAAAACUGGAAUGGAUAAGCUUCGAAAAGCUACGCGAGUUUAUAUUGAAGUCUCAAGACCCCAAGUCCGGAGGCAUAAGCGAUCGGCCUGACAAUGAGGUCGAUGUCUUUCACACGAUAUUUGGCCUUGCAGGGCUAAGCCUCAUGGGGUAUGAUGGCCUUAUUGAAAUCGACCCCGUAUAUUGCAUGCCAACCUCUGUGACUAAGACCUUCAAGAAAUAUCCGUAUUAA